Molecule: messenger RNA, 988 nt
Organism: Drosophila bipectinata
Lineage: Eukaryota; Metazoa; Arthropoda; Insecta; Diptera; Drosophilidae
Source: RefSeq, a predicted model, not a curated record
CGAACCUCCAAUAAGCACACACGUUCUUCUUAGAAGUCAAAGAAAUUCUUUAAGAGAACUGGUUUAAAGACGAAUUUGUGAAAUGCUGUUCAUAUCGCUGGCUGUAAUCACUUUCGGCCUGGCCCAAACGCUGCCCGUCGUUGAUGAGGCCAUUGAAACGCCAUCGACCAGCGAAGGGCCGGGAGGACCAGAUGGAGGACGAGUGGUCUUCGACCAACGGCAAACUGGCAAAUACAACAUCCAUGUGAGCAUCAAGGAUGUGGCCAUCAUCGAGGUGGGCCAGAACGGGCUGGCCGAAGAGUCGUAUAACGAUGAGGAGGAUUACUACUAUGAUGACAGUGCGUUGACCGUCAAACCGAUCAAGUUAAGCACCGAGGCAAGCACCAGUAGCACCAGCAGCUCCAGCACCACAACAACUUCUAGCACCACAGCGGGAGCACCCCCUGCUGAAAUCACCAGCCCCACCACCAUCUCUUCGAAGCCCAAAUCCAGGUUGAAUAAUCUGAUGAUUGUGGAGACACCGAUUGGUGGUGCCACUGUUAAACCACUGCAUCAUCCCGCCUCACCGCUCCACGCCAGAUCUAAAGAUGUGCCGAUAAUAGCUGCGGCUGCUGCUGCUAAUACACCUCCCUCCCUUCCCGAGAGCAUUGAGUACACCCCGCCCCAAGGCCACAACUCGCCCAUCUUCAAGGUCAAGGUUCAACGAUCCUCGAAUCCGGCCACCAAGAAACCAGCUCGAUGCCGGAACCACCAGGUGCGAGAUGCCCAGGGCAAGUGCACCGACUCCAUCUACAGAAAGCUGUUCGGCAUGCUGAAGGGGCUGAAUUUUCCCUUUUUGGCAGCCAAUGCGGCCGAAAGCGCUUGAUGACUCAACAAUAUAGUUUCGAGAAGCCUUUAAUUGGAUCUUAGCCAUAAGACUGAAAUAAUAAAGUGAACUUUAAUACUUUUGUGAUUAAAUACUUGUGUUUGAAUCAAUAAAUUCAGAUUU